Molecule: messenger RNA, 2214 nt
Organism: Ostrea edulis (European flat oyster)
Lineage: Eukaryota; Metazoa; Mollusca; Bivalvia; Ostreida; Ostreidae
Product: cleavage and polyadenylation specificity factor subunit 5-like
Exons: 6
Coding region: 29-796 (255 amino acids)
Cellular component (GO): mRNA cleavage factor complex
Molecular function (GO): mRNA binding
Source: RefSeq, a predicted model, not a curated record
CUUUCAGACACUGAUCAUAAGCGAGACAAUGACCACACACAGCAGCAGAACUGGUUGGCCUAAAGGAGCAAAUCCAAUGUCGUAUGCAGCAAAAUAUGGCAUAACUAACCCUUCUCCUACAUUAGAUCGUCCGAUUAACCUGUAUCCUCUGACAAACUACACAUUUGGAACCAAAGAACCUUUGUAUGAGAAGGACAGUUCAGUGCCUGCCCGAUUCCAGCGAAUGAGAGAUGAGUUUGAGAAGAUUGGAAUGAGAAGAUCUGUGGAGGGAGUGCUAAUUGUACAUGAACAUGGUUUACCACAUGUCCUCCUGCUUCAACUGGGAACAACAUUUUUCAAACUACCCGGGGGAGAAUUAAAUUCUAGAGAAGACCAAGUGGAAGGAUUAAAGAGAUUACUAACAGAGACAUUGGGAAGACAAGAUGGUGGAACAAUGGAGUGGGUGGUGGAAGACACGAUUGGAAACUGGUGGAGACCAAAUUUUGAACCCCCACAGUAUCCAUACAUCCCAGCACAUAUAACAAAACCAAAAGAACACAAAAGACUUUUCCUUGUGCAACUCCCAGAAAAAGCAUUGUUUGCAGUCCCUAGGAAUUAUAAACUGGUAGCCGCCCCAUUGUUUGAGCUGUAUGACAACAGCGCUGGAUACGGGCCAAUCAUUUCAAGUUUACCUCAAGCACUCAGUCGGUAUGAGCUUCUAUUUUCAUCACUAGUUUGGAGAAUUGAUUACAGUAGACCCUUGUCUAUUCAGAUGCUUUGGUUCGCAGUUGAAAUAGUUCAGAUAAGUCAAAGAUGAAUAUUCGCUGAAAUUUUUAGAGGCCAAUGGGCCCCCAAGUCUACAAUUUGAAGCACCCACAUUGAAUACAUUAAGCCCGCUUCCAAAUCGACAUUUUUAAAAAAUUUCAUAAACAUACCUUACAUCAAUGAAAAAAAUACCUUAAUGAACUUGACGUUUUGAAAUAGAUAUCCCCUUGAUAUCACCAAUUUACACUUUGACCAAACCAGAGUACAAAAAUUAUUUUCAUAACAUUCUGGACCUUGGGUGCUUCUUAUGCAUUUGUUUUCUUAGUUCUGUUACUGAUUAUUUUGUUUUAGUGGCUUGUGUACAUUCUCAGACAUUAUGUUAACAGGCAGUAUAAAAAUAAAUCAAACACCCGGCCCAUCGGGCCUAAAUGCCACAUUCAACACAAAUCUUCAAGGGGCAGGAAUACGAUUUGAACUGAAAAAUGUUCAUAUUUUUUUCCAUUUUUAAUGUUUAUUAUGCUUAAUUAAGGUAUUUCUAUCAGCGAAAAUUCGAAUGUCAGUUGUCAAGUUGCAAGAGAGAGAUACAGCACUCACAAUUCUUUGUUAUGUAAACAAGGCUCAUGUCAUGUUUUUGUUUACAUAGGUUAAAUAUACUUGUAAAAUUUUCAUUUAGAGCAAAUGAUUUCAAUUUACAAGUUAAUUUUGAACACAGUUAAACAGUUUCUAGUAUAUGUCACAUCUCAAUUUGUUUGUAAACAACAACUUGGCACGAGCCUUGUUUACAUAACAAAAAAUGCUGUAUCUCACUUGUAACUCAACUAUUGAUAUUCAAAUUUUUGCUGACCAUUAGAAAUGCAUUCGUUAAGCAUUGUAAACAUUAAAAAUGGGAAAAUAUAAUUUGAAAAUUUUCCAAUUCAAAUCGUAUCCAUGCCCCUUUAAAGGAGCUGCAAUAAUGUAGCCCUAUCUGAUCUGGAAUUGUGCAAAAUAAUUUUAUGAAUAACCGAUAAUAAGCUCCGUUUAUAAGUCCCAAAUGUUGUUUACACCAAAAGGAGUACCAACUUUGUGCUUGGGCAUGUCUAAUAAAGGUGUUUUUCAUUAAACAUGUACAGCAUGCAAAUAUCUUCGUCUGCUCUGCCAUGCUUGUUAUCGCGAGAUCUCGUAGGUGGAUAUACUGAAAAACCUGAACAUUGACAAUUUACGGGAAAAUGUAGUUACUUGAGCCACUCCGACAAAGAAAGGAAAAUCCUAUGGUUGCAGAAAGAAUUUACACUCUGCUGUUCGUUUUUUUAACUUGAUAUUAAAUCUAAACCUUUUUAAUACAGACGAAAUAGCUUUCUCCUCCGUACUUGUCCAUUGAUGUAACUACUACCUUAUGUGGCAUAUACAAAUAACUUGACAAUUGGAAGUUGAAACUUCAGUACAUCAAACAUGGCGCACAAAUAUGAAUCGAGAAAUUGGAAUAUAUCGAAA